AUGACCUUAGUCGGUUCGAACUAUCAAGCCAUAAUUUCCGACAUUGCUACCGCUAUCUCUGCCACCACCGACCACGCCGUGAAGAUUAAUCUACGAAUUCAACUGAGAUCUCAUAUUUACGAGGCGCUCAAACAAUCGGGCACCUAUGACGAAUUCACGGACCGACUGGCUUGGUGCAUGUCAAACCAGCACCUGAUACUCACUACGAAAGAAGUCGCCAACCUCUACGCCCUAGUGGCAAGAUCAGGUAUUGCAAGAGGUAUGGCCUUAUUCCAGAAUGGCGCUACAGCUAGGAUAGGAAGACGACCCAGAAUGCGAUAG
This is a messenger RNA of Gregarina niphandrodes, 321 nucleotides long. RefSeq lists its product as hypothetical. The transcript has a single exon. Bases 1 to 321 code for a protein of 106 amino acids. The record is from RefSeq and is a predicted model, not a curated record. NCBI's taxonomy places the organism in Eukaryota, Apicomplexa, Conoidasida, Eugregarinorida, Gregarinidae.